Molecule: messenger RNA, 990 nt
Organism: Torulaspora delbrueckii
Lineage: Eukaryota; Fungi; Ascomycota; Saccharomycetes; Saccharomycetales; Saccharomycetaceae
Gene: PFA3
Product: palmitoyltransferase PFA3
Exons: 1
Coding region: 1-990 (329 amino acids)
Molecular function (GO): palmitoyltransferase activity
Source: RefSeq, a predicted model, not a curated record
AUGUGUUUCACUGGUCACUGUUCGAUAACCACGAUAUUCCCCAGGACCCUUGUGGUAGUUUUAUAUUCAUGGACCGCUUAUGUGACAUGUACUAGAGUGGAUCAAGUGUCGCCCGUAGUGGUUAGGUCACCGGUUCUGAGUACGCUGGUCUUGGGGCUUUAUACAUACUAUAAACUUAUAUCAGAGGGUCCGGGAAGCCCAUUAGAAUACUCAGAGUUGGUUGUGAGGGAUGUGGCAGCGGCAGAGAAUGGUACAGAACUUCCGCCGGAGUUUCUUUCUAGGAGAUCCAUAACUUCUAAGCGUGAUGGAAGGUUUCGACUAUGCAGGACAUGUCAUGUGUGGAAACCUGACAGAUGUCACCAUUGCUCAGCAUGUAAUAGGUGUAUUUUGAGGAUGGAUCACCAUUGUCCGUGGUUGCCUGAUUGUGUUGGGUUCCGUAAUCAAAAGUACUUCAUCCAAUUCCUGAUGUAUGCAACGUUGUACGCUUUCAAUGUGCUAAUAUUUGACACAAUUCAGUUGUAUAUUUGGUUUCAUCAGGGAGAUUAUGAGAGACAACUCAUAGAUCUUGUUUUGUUUUCCGUUUGGCUUCUUGCCUUUGCGGUGUCAAUUGCCUUGUCGUGCUUUACUGGCUUUAGCAUUUAUCAGGUGGCUCAUAACCAAACCACUAUUGAAUUGCAUAUACAGGGACGUUAUAGAGAGGAGCUGGAUAUAUUAGGUGAAUCGCGUAGGGAUGAUGCUACUGAUAAUGUUUUUGACUUGGGAUCAUCUUCAAAAAACUGGAUGGAUGUCAUGGGUACCACUGUAUUUGAGUGGCUUUUACCUAUUCCAACUUCAAAGAGAAUUAGAAAUAGACAUUCAUUGGAUCAAAAGGGAUUGUAUUUUGAUUUUAGAAGCGACGUUAGCGAACGUCUCUUGGAUAGCAUGGACUUACAAGAUAGGCUGCUGAGAAGAGUGACCCCACGUUCGUCAAUGGAGCGAGGUUUGAUUUAG